Messenger RNA from Octopus sinensis (East Asian common octopus), 1167 nucleotides. RefSeq lists its product as uncharacterized. The record is from RefSeq and is a predicted model, not a curated record. Gene Ontology annotation, molecular function: catalytic activity. NCBI's taxonomy places the organism in Eukaryota, Metazoa, Mollusca, Cephalopoda, Octopoda, Octopodidae. The coding region runs from base 1 to 1167 and encodes 388 amino acids. The transcript has a single exon.
AUGGUUGUUGGAGACCUGAAUGCCAAGCACAUAGAGCUUGGUUACAGGGUAACCAAUGCGCAUGGUUUGGCUCUGAAAACUCUGGUUGAAGACCUCGGGCUGGAAAUCCGGACUUCAAGUGAGCCAAACCACAUCGAUUCGCGAGGCGGACGAGACUGGCUAGGGCUUGCUCUGGUCAGUCCUGGAAUGCUAAAUUGGGUUAGUAAAACAAUUUUAUUGCCCAAUAUUGGAAGCGACCAUCUGCCUCUAUUGCACGAACUCCGCGAACCAGUCCCUCAAAGGGUUCCGGGAUACUUCAACCUCCGGUCGGGUUCUUGGGCCAACCUGGAGAGGUUCAUGGCCAGCAGGUUGCCCUCACUUCUGGUGGGGAAUACCUGUGCCAAUAUACGUGAGUUGGAGGCGUUAGAUAAUGGAAUCAAUGCUGCCCUGACUGAUUAUAUGCGAGAUAAUUUCAAACAGAACUCAGUGCAGGGUCAGUCACAUUCCACGCUCCCAUACCGGGUCUUAAAUAAAAUUAAGUUUAAGCGCCGGCUAUCCAGACUACGGGACGAAUGCGUUUACGAGGAAAACCGUGUUUGGUUUCGAGGCUGGAUUAGCCGGCUUCAGAGGGAGAUCAGAAGAGAAAUCCGCGAACUCGAAAGUUCACGGUGGGAGCGAGCCUGCAGACGCGUAGACGCCCGCUUCCCGGACUUCUGGAAACAGUUGAAGAGCUUGUCGGGGAGAGGGGUAGCAAAUUCAGUGCGCCUUAAACGCUCUGAUGAAACCCUUGUUUCGGACCCGGUUGAGGUGGCUGAAAUAUUUUCGACCCACCUCGAUAACAUCUCUGGAACUGAAGGAAGCCAGUUCGUGGAGACAUCGUCCUUUGAUACUGUCCAGCAGAUGUUGUCGUGGGACAAGCGCUGCCAGCUGGGCAUAUCAAGGAACGAUGCAAGCGACAUUUCCGAAGCGGAGAUUCUGGCAGCGAUCUCCCGAAGUAAGAACACUGCGGCGGGUCUGGACCGGAUCCCUAUGGCUAUCUUUAAGAAGGCCCUGCCGUUGUUGAUCACGGCUUUACAGGUCUUGUUUAGCGGGAGCUUGCGACUUGGGAUGAUCCCCUCUAGAUGGAAAGUGGCUGAGGUAAUCCUUAUCGGAAAACCCAGGAUGCCUCAUGAUGUCCCUGGGGGAUAA